Messenger RNA from Carassius gibelio (silver crucian carp), 1026 nucleotides. Its product is annotated as olfactory receptor 24-like. Gene Ontology annotation, molecular function: G protein-coupled receptor activity; olfactory receptor activity. Gene Ontology annotation, biological process: G protein-coupled receptor signaling pathway. Gene Ontology annotation, cellular component: membrane. Lineage: Eukaryota; Metazoa; Chordata; Actinopteri; Cypriniformes; Cyprinidae. Bases 61 to 1026 code for a protein of 321 amino acids. The transcript has a single exon. The record is from RefSeq and is a predicted model, not a curated record.
GUUUAUUCACUGAAAGUGAAGCACGCUGCAAGGAAGCUGGGACGUAAAAAAAGGACAGGCAUGCAGAACACCAGCGAUCCCAUCAUUCAGCCUGCAGGGUUUUACAUUGUUGCGCUGAGUUCAAUGCCUUACAGUAAUGUCUAUGUCAUGUUCCUCACUGUGAUUUAUGUGAUCACAAUCAUUUGCAAUGUCUUUCUGAUCGCCAUCAUUUUCUAUGACCAUCGACUGCAUGCCCCAAAGUUCAUGGCCGUUGGUAGUCUGGCUUUGGUUGAUCUUAUUCUCAGCACCUCUCUUGUGCCUGGCAUGAUAAAAACUUACAUUGUUCUAGACAAUUUUGUGCCAUUUAAACUGUGCCUUGUGCAAAUGUUUAUUUACUAUAAUUUUUUAUCACUUGAAUCACUUUCUUUAUGUAUUCUCUCUUAUGACAGGUUCAUUGCGAUCUGUUUCCCUUUGAAACAGAAGUCUAUAAACACAAACAUCAGAAUGGCCUAUAUAAUCUGUGCAGUUUGGUUCUUUAAUUCUGUUAGAUCACUGUACAAUCCUUUAUCCAUCUCAAUCCUGUCAUUUUGUGGCUCUCUUAAGGUCAACAGCUAUUUUUGUGAUUAUGCUCCCAUUUUAAGACUCUCCUGUAGCGAUAUUACAACCCAGUGGAAUUUUGCCACUACUUCAUCUACACUCUUCAGUGCUGUACCUUUGAUUUUUAUUUUCUUGACUUACAUGGGUAUACUGAUUGCUGUAUUCAGAAUGAAAAAUAAUCAGAGCCGUUAUAAGGCUCUGGCCACGUGCACCGAGCACCUCAUGUUAGUGGCGAUUUUCUUCAUUCCAAUUUUUAUUAUCUUCAAUCUUGGACUUUUUGGAAUUGUUAUAAACCCAAAUGUAAGAACAGUGUGCUUGUCUUUGUCAUCCCUCCUUCCACCCUGCAUGAAUCCCAUCCUCUACUCACUGAAAACUAAAGAGAUUCAAAGCCGGAUUCGUUCUUUGUUAAUCCAGAGACUGUCAGUUCAUCCUCUGAAUAUACAUUAUUGA